Notothenia coriiceps (black rockcod) is the source of this 539-nucleotide messenger RNA. RefSeq names its product vacuolar protein sorting-associated protein 13D-like. The transcript has 6 exons. The coding region runs from base 132 to 512 and encodes 126 amino acids. The record is from RefSeq and is a predicted model, not a curated record. NCBI's taxonomy places the organism in Eukaryota, Metazoa, Chordata, Actinopteri, Perciformes, Nototheniidae.
UAACGACUCAACUGAGGGUGCAAUUCACCCCCGUAGAACCAGGCCUGAGCAGAAGCUCUGCUGAUGUGAAGCUGUCCAAGAGGAGGCAGCCGUUUGUGCCCUACGCUCUGCGAAACCACACGGGAUGUACCAUGUGGUUCGCCACUCUGACUACCACUCCUACAAGGGUGGCGCUGUCUCACAGCAGCAGUGCAGACUCCAUCUCAGACGUUCACGGCCCGGGAACUGAUGACACCCACAAUGUGAGCCAGUGGAGGGAGGUGCUGCCUGGGGAGGAGGUCCCCUUUGAGUUCGAAGCCCGUGAGAAACUCCGCCACAGACAAACUCAUGAGCUGAAGCUUCACCAGCUGGUGGUGCGGGUGUGUGGGUGGGAGCAGGUGAAGCCGGUGUCCGUGGACAAAGUGGGCGUGUUCUUCCGUUAUGCCGCUCCGGACAGAAACAGCUCCUCCAACACUGUUGGCAGUCCUAUUAGCAGAACCAACAUCAUCCACCCGCAUGUUUAUGCUCCUUGAACACAACACAAGCCUAACGUUAUCAUC